AUGCUUAACGUUGCUAGAUCAGCCAUGUCAAAGUCUACGUCCGGUGCCCCUGCGGCCGCUCUCCGCCAUGCCAAAAUCACGCCUCACAAGUCUUCCUCCCGCGGUCAUGCGGAUCAUGGCUGGCUCAACACCUACCACUCCUUCUCGUUCGCGAACUGGUACGACCCGCGAUACAUGCACUUCGGCUCGCUUCGUGUUCUGAAUGAGGACCGCGUCAAGCCAAACUCGGGCUUUCCUACUCACCCCCACUCCAACUUUGAGAUCUUCAGCUAUAUCCUGUCCGGCGAGCUCACCCACCGCGACAGCAUGCUGCGCAAGGGCCACGAGGGCAACGCCGGGGCCGACAAGUUCUACAGGAUGCACCGGGGCGAUGUCCAGUUCACGACGGGCGGCACUGGCAUCUCGCACUCCGAGUUCAACGAGCACAAUUCUGAUACCGUCCACUUCCUACAAAUCUGGGCGCUGCCGUGGAAGAAGGGCCUCUCGCCCCGCUAUCACACGAGACACUUUGACGACGAGGACAAGCGCAAGGGAUUCGUCACGAUCCUCAGCCCGCUCAAGGCUGGUCCGGAAGCGACAGCUGCCGAGGAGAAAGAGGCCGUGCCGGCCGUCGACGGCACGAUACCGAUCCACGCAGACUUUGCCAUGGGCGCGGGUCUCAUAGUACCCGAGCAGACUUUUACCUGGAAGGUUGGCUCGCAGGGCACACAGGCCACCAAGCGCAAGGUAUACGUCCAUGUGCCCAUGACGAAGGGCGGCAAGGCCAAGGUCCGUCUGGACGGAAGGGAUGACGCGGUUCUAGAGGAGGGCGACGGCGCGUUUGUCGAUGGGGUGAACGCCGGUGACAAACUCAAUUUCGAGAGCAUCGGCACUGCCGAGGCCGAGGUCGUCGUCUUGGAUACGGAGUAG
Messenger RNA from Pyricularia pennisetigena, 909 nucleotides. RefSeq lists its product as uncharacterized. NCBI's taxonomy places the organism in Eukaryota, Fungi, Ascomycota, Sordariomycetes, Magnaporthales, Pyriculariaceae. Bases 1 to 909 code for a protein of 302 amino acids. The transcript has a single exon. The record is from RefSeq and is a predicted model, not a curated record.